UUUUAAUCAGCACGAAGCUCACGACCCGGAGGCAAAACUCGAACCACACCAUACUACCUAGGUAGUAGUGCACUAGUGCCUCGUACCAUUCAAGAAUCAACGCCGCCUUUACAAAUAAUUGGUCUGACGGAAUUCUUUCUGCCCGCAUCGUCCCAAGUCCUCAGCCUUGUCUGCCAGCCUGAGACUCGGGAUGAUGUUAUAGUAACGCCUCUCAAGCCUUUGGAGUCUACCAGUCCUCAACCUCAACCUGAAGUCACUUCUUCCGACUCACAUAUUACAAGCUCCAAAUCUUCCUCACGUCCCUCACCUUCUAUCAACGUUGCGCUCUGGACAUCGCACGGACAAUCAAUUUACUAUCUUGUCGACGCAAAAACAGCGCAACUGCACUGCGAUCCGAGUCUCACAUUCAGCAAGUCAAGUCCAGUCCACCACAUAAUACAACAACCGCGGGAACCCCCUCUUCCCUCGUAAGAAGACUUGAUCAAACGCUCCUCACUCUCUUGACCUUUCCCAUCCUGUGGCUAAGCCGCUGUUGCGAAACCAAAACCAAACCAAAACCAAUAAUGCCACCCAUUCGCUCGCGCGGCUCGCGCAAACCUCCGCCGGCGGGCUUCGAAGACAUUGAAGACACGCUUCUAGAAUACAGCAACAAGAUGCGAGACGCUCAGAACGCCUCACACGAGGGAAAGAAAAAGCACGAGGCCGUAUGGCCCAUUUUUCAGAUCGCCCACGCCCGCUCUCGCUACGUCUACGAUCUGUACUACAAGCGCGAGGCCAUUUCCAAGGAGCUGUACGACUGGCUCUUGAAGAACGGCUACGCCGACGCCAACUUGAUCGCCAAAUGGAAGAAAUCGGGUUACGAGAAGUUGUGUUGUUUGCGCUGCGUGCAGACCAAAGAAACAAAUUUCCAGAGCACUUGUAUCUGUCGCGUGCCCAAGGCUCAGUUGAAGAGAGACGACGCUGGCGGUGAUGGUGGCGCCGCCGCGAUUCAGUGUGUCAAUUGUGGCUGUCGAGGCUGUGCUACCGGCGACUAGGCACUGGUGCAAUCACACUUCAGAAAAAUAAAAACAGAAACUCAACUACAUGCAGUGCCCAACAAGUUGCUUGCUCAAUAUGGUCAUGACACACAAGCGACCUUUUUUUUGGGCGGUUUGCGACGACAUACUAUGAUAGGAGGCACCAAAGCGAGGCCUCAACUCUGAUCUGCUCAAAGUACCUACAGACUUACAAUACGCCUUUCUUCUCGAUCGGGGCUAUACGGCGGCGGCGUUAUUUGUCUUUCUGCUUGCGGGUUGGCUUGGGCUGUGGUGGACACGGAUACCCUGGAUACUAGUAUGGCGUAAUAGAUUUAAAAGUGUGGUCUGGGACGAUUCGGGAGUCUGGCCAAAGAAUAUGUAUGACAUUGCUAAGAUGCGCGGCAGACGAGCCGUCCAUCGUUGCGCCAAAAUAAAACUCAAACAGUGUGCAGCUGCCCAGCAGAAUAUCUCCGACUUCCAAACAAAUAGGAAAUCCGCCUCCAGAGAAUGUACCGUCUGUGCUGCCCGAAAAUGCCAAAGUGGAACAUCCUACACAUAAUUCUCUUCGUACAUUCGCCCGUCACACGGCGUUCACAGAACGGCGUGUAGCAAGCGAUAUUCGCAAAGCAAUCCUAGUA
Exophiala dermatitidis NIH/UT8656 is the source of this 1654-nucleotide messenger RNA. RefSeq lists its product as uncharacterized. The record is from RefSeq and is a predicted model, not a curated record. The transcript has a single exon. Lineage: Eukaryota; Fungi; Ascomycota; Eurotiomycetes; Chaetothyriales; Herpotrichiellaceae. Bases 564 to 1034 code for a protein of 156 amino acids. Gene Ontology annotation, biological process: mRNA splicing, via spliceosome. Gene Ontology annotation, cellular component: nucleus; spliceosomal complex.